CCCGAACACUCAACCUGGGGAUCAUCUGGCCCCUGGGGGCCCCGGCCGCGCCGCCGGGGGCCUCCAACCCCAAGAUGCGGCGUUCCAGCACGGACGAGACGCCGUACCGCCGUAGCCCCUCGCUGGACAGCAACAGCAAGGCCGGCUCGCCCCCGCUGCGCUACAGCGGCGAGUACGAGUACCGCAGCUCCCCCUUCACCUUUGGCUUCCGCACCACGCAGGCGCCCCCCGGGGGGGCCCAGGGGGCCGGCAAGGGCCGCUACGGCACCUCUGGGGCCGGGGGGGCGGCCGCGCAGGGCAGGAAGUACGUGGUGUUUUACCUGGACCUGUCUUUCAUCUUCCUCCUAGAGCUGCGGCGCUGCAGGAUGGCGGAGGGCUGCAUGCGCGCCCUGCGCUAUGGCAUGGUCUUCUUCAACCUGCUCUUCUGGCUCGGGGGCUGUGGCAUCCUGGGUGUGGGGGUGUGGCUGUCGGUAACCCAGGGCAACUUUGCCACCCUGUCGUCCUCGCUGCCCUCCCUGUCGGCCGCCAACCUGCUCAUCGCCGUGGGAACCAUCAUCAUGGUGAUUGGCUGCCUGGGUUGCAUCGGAGCCGUCAAGGAGAGCCGCCCCCUGCUGCUAAGCUUCUUCGUGAUGCUGCUGGUGAUCUUCUUUCUGGAGAUUCUCUUCAUCAUCCUCUUCUUCGCCUAUCAAGACGAGAUUGAUCACUACGCCCAGAGGGACCUGAAGCGCGGCCUGCAGCUCUUUGGCACGGAGGGUAACAUUGGCCUGACCAACGCUUGGAGCAUCGUGCAGACUGAUUUCCGCUGCUGCGGAGUGACUAACCACACCGACUGGUUUGAGGUGUACAACGCCACCCGCGUCCCCGACUCCUGCUGUCUGGAGUACAGCGAUAAUUGUGGACUGGAGAACCCUGGAACCUGGUGGACCGCGCCGUGUUAUGAGCGAGUGAAAGGCUGGCUGCAGGAGAAUCUGGUGGCCCUGUGGAUUUUCGCUCUGUGUACCGCACUCACUCAGAUCCUAGGCCUGGUAUUCUCCAUGACCAUGUUCUGCCAAGCAGUGAAAGUGGAGACGUUCUAUGCCUAGAACCACACAGGGCCAUGUACCACCCCCCUGACAACCAGCGGCAACAGAACCACCCCUUAGAACCAACAGACAUCGACCCAUUCUAACCUUUUCUCCACGCAACUUCCUUUUAUCCGUGUCCUGCAUUUCUUUUUUUUUUGUACACGUUUCUCAGCCGAAGCGCCUCGCUUUUGAAACAUUCCUGUGAUACCAGUAACCUUCACUGUAACCCCCAUUUCAUUGCAGGAGGAAAAACACCACAACCAAUUAUCAGACAGGCGUUGGAGACAAGACGUGGUCUUGUGCGAAAAAUGUUCAAUAUGUGAUGGAAAACAUACCUUUUAAUCGUGUCUCUAGUUGUAAGACCUAAGACCUUUUUUAUUAUUAUUGGAUCUCAAAGAAGCCCUUGUAAACAUGGCCUCGCGGGUGUCAAGAGACUGCCGUUUGGAAAACAAUAACAGUACGCCGUAUGUACUAUGUGUAACUGAGAGUAACAAUAACGUCUGUAAUCUUUUCACCGUUUGUAAAUCUAUAAAUGUAUGUACCUUGUAUUUUUUUUCUCUGCUGAAGCACAAACAAAGUAAUUUAUUGUUGGAGAUGAAAAUGAAAGGGGACCGUGCUGUUUGAGUGAGUGGAGGGAGCACAGACGCUCCCUGCAUCCAGACUGCCUUUCUAAAUGAGGUUUCAGCACAAGCUGUGGUUGCAGUGGUUAUUUAACUUAAAAAACCCACACACAAGCACACAAAACACGCCUGCGGACCGACUAGGUUGUCAAUACUCCCUGACGUCAGACUCAGAGCACAAGCGUGGCAGUGUUUUUAUUUAAAAGGAUAGCUAGCGAGGCUUAGAGGUGGAGGGGUUUCGCAGGAUGUCACGUGGCACAUGUGACGUCAAUGGCGAGGGAAGCGUGAGUCGAUAGACGCGUCAAUGAAAGGUGACCAAAAACAUAAAGCCCUUACUACAUGAUCUUGAGAUCAGUAUUAAUUUGUGUUUGUCAGUGUGUGUGUGUGUGUAUGUGUGUGUGUGUGUGUGUGUGU
Molecule: messenger RNA, 2098 nt
Organism: Engraulis encrasicolus (European anchovy)
Lineage: Eukaryota; Metazoa; Chordata; Actinopteri; Clupeiformes; Engraulidae
Gene: tspan4a
Product: tetraspanin 4a
Exons: 7
Coding region: 75-1082 (335 amino acids)
Cellular component (GO): plasma membrane
Source: RefSeq, a predicted model, not a curated record